Messenger RNA from Exophiala xenobiotica, 693 nucleotides. RefSeq lists its product as uncharacterized. The coding region runs from base 1 to 693 and encodes 230 amino acids. The record is from RefSeq and is a predicted model, not a curated record. NCBI's taxonomy places the organism in Eukaryota, Fungi, Ascomycota, Eurotiomycetes, Chaetothyriales, Herpotrichiellaceae. The transcript has a single exon.
AUGUCGUCUGAGCUCAAGCCUAUCAAGCUCUAUGGCUCUCACGGCCCCAAUCCACCUAAAGUCGGCAUCAUGUUAGAAGAGCUCGGCCUUCCUUAUGACAUUGUUGACGUCCCCUUCGAAGAUGUCAAGAAGCCAGAAUAUACUGCACUCAAUCCCAACGGUCGACUGCCCACCAUCCAAGAUCCCAAUAAUGGCGACUUGACCAUUUGGGAGACAGGUGCCAUCAUCGAGUAUCUUGUUGAGAAAUACGACCCUGAGUAUAAGCUAAGCUUUGCUCCGGGCACUCCGGAGUACUACCAUGGCAAACAGUGGCUUUUCUUCCAGGUCUCCGGCCAGGGACCGUACUUUGGUCAAUACGCCUGGUUCAAGAAGUUCCAUCCCGAGAAAAUCCCAAGCGCCUGGGAGCGCUACAUCACAGAAAUGAGGCGCGUCAGUGGCGUGCUGGAAGGCUGGUUGACGCAGCAGAAGGAGAAGCACAGUGGCGGUGACGGACCUUGGCUUGUCGGAAACAAAAUCUCCUAUGCGGACAUUUCCUUCCUGACGUGGUAUGCAGUUAUACCCUUGGUGAUGAGCAAGGAAGAGUUUCAGAUGUCUGAAUUCCCUGUCAUGUAUGACUGGGUCAAGAGAAUGGUCUCGCGCGAACCAAUCAAGACUGGUCUCAAGAAGAUGAACUUUUUGACCGACAAUAUCUGA